UCAUGAGGUUUAUGAUUGAUUUCCGGUGUCUGUGAAAUUACUUAGCUAGCAAGUUACGGUACACCUUUUUUGUUUUGACCAGUGGUGAUUGCAACGUCUUUAAAACGCACAUUUUGAAAUUGUUCACAUAAAUGGGCAAUUUUUGAACAGGUACUUGUCUGAAUUUUCGUUCAGGGAAGUGAUGCCAGUGAAUGGCACAGGCAACACUUGUUGUGGGACUGACCUAGAAGGCGAAGUUGCACCUCCAUGAGUAAUGAACCUGAACCCAUUCUGGAGCAUGUCUACCAAUACUGGUCGUAAGAGAUCUGAUGGUGAGGAACAGAGUGGAGAGCAGCAGCAACAAAGAGCCAGUCCAGCCCGUCCUAGCUUUGGGAAGAAGCAGCUUCCCUCCAUCCCCAAGAAUGCAGUCCCCAUCACCAAGCCUGCCUCUCCUGCCGCCACGGCCCUGUUGGCCAACGGAACACAUGCCUCCUACGGUCCAUUCUACCUGGAGUACUCGCUGCUGGCUGAGUUCACGCUAGUGAUCAAGCAAAAACUGCCUGGAAUCUAUGUGCAGCCAUCCUACAAAUCAGCAUUGAUGUGGUUCGGGGUCAUUUUCAUCAGACAUGGCUUGUACCAGGAUGGAGUCUUCAAGUUCACUGUGUAUAUUCCAGAUAACUAUCCUGAUGGUGAAUGUCCUAGAGUGGUGUUUGAUAUCCCAGUCUUCCACCCACUUGUGGACCCUGUUUCAGGAGAGCUUGAUGUCAGGAGAGCCUUCACCAAGUGGAGGCGUAAUCACAACCACAUCUGGCAAGUCCUGAUGUAUGCACGCACGGUGUUCUACAAGAUCAACACUAUGGAACCACUCAACCCAGAAGCUGCUGUGCUUUUUUUCAGGUACGACAAGGAUGUGCAGUUGUUCAAAAGCAAGGUGGUAGACAGCGUCAAACUAUGCAACAGUCACCUCUUCGACCAACCCAAGAUGGACGAUCCUUAUGCAAUAAGUUUCUCUUCAUGGAACCCAGCAAUCCACGACGAGGCGAAGGAACGGAUGUUCACACAUAAAAGACGGCCUGAGGAUCACCAGAAGGGGCUGCAGGUGUCAGGACUGUCUUGGGUGAAGCCCGGAUCCACACAACCCUUCAGCAAAGACGACAACCCUCCCCUGAGCUGAACCUGCAGUCCUUGUCAGCAGCCACUAGAGGAAGAUGCAGAGCAGAAUGCCACGCCACAGACUAGCUUCAGCAGCCGUUCAGUCGUUUGAAUAGGAACUGAACAGGUUGAAUGGACUUAAUUUUACAUUUCAACACUUGCACUCAGCUUUAAAAGCAUUAUAGGUAUCUUGUGCUCAAACAGCUAUAGAACAAAAAUGUGUAUAUUAUGUCAACCAGUUGUCAUUGAUUUACUAAGUAACACCGGCUACAAUGCAAUCGGCGCUUUUUCCCUUUAUUUUCUUCUCUGCUCUUUGCACAUGUUUGGGUUUGGUCUAUGAAGAUAACCACUCAAAGCUGGUUGAAAGGUGAGAAUAAAAAUCAGCAUUAAUUAUAGGUAUACUGUAUGAGUUGACUAUGGAUUCAUGACCGCUUGGUAAGGUGUGGUCAGGACAGUUAAUUAUUGGGACUUGGAAUGUUUUUCAAUGACUUCAGACUGAAGAUGGACUCUAACCUUGGGUAUUAUUUUUUUCCCAAACAUAUUUCACUGAAAUAAAAUUAAACCAACACUACAUUUUUGGGUUGGGGGGGAAUUUGCAUCCUUUUGGAUUAUGGUUUGGUAUAUUUUAUUUCUUUACUGUGUAAACUACAGGCAAGAUGGGUAAUAUAUAUUGCAGGUAUGGUUUUAAUGAAUAUGCUAAGUAAAAUCAUGGCUCUUUACAUUGCUUUUAAAUCAUUUUGGAUGUUCUAUUUACCCUUAUUGAGCUGAUUAAAGGUUUGUCUAAAUAAAUAAAAAUGUGCGGUGGGAAUGGCAGCCCUCAACAGACAUUGUUCAGCUCAAGCUUUUGGCUACUUGGCACUAUAUUGCUGUGAAAUGAAGUAAACACAUGCUUUCUGGACUGUUGAAUUUGGUAAAACAAUGCAUAUGUGGACUUCUCAUUUUAACGUUCUUAUAUGGAACCAAAUCUUCAGUCAACAGUUUACUCUGUAUAGGUAGUGAGUUUGGAAAGCUUUUCUUUGAAAGGAAAUAAACAUGACAAUGCAUACCAA
Molecule: messenger RNA, 2180 nt
Organism: Oncorhynchus masou masou (cherry salmon)
Lineage: Eukaryota; Metazoa; Chordata; Actinopteri; Salmoniformes; Salmonidae
Product: AKT-interacting protein-like
Exons: 10
Coding region: 254-1153 (299 amino acids)
Source: RefSeq, a predicted model, not a curated record